Molecule: messenger RNA, 1430 nt
Organism: Tigriopus californicus
Lineage: Eukaryota; Metazoa; Arthropoda; Copepoda; Harpacticoida; Harpacticidae
Product: tRNA (guanine(37)-N1)-methyltransferase-like
Exons: 1
Coding region: 108-1397 (429 amino acids)
Biological process (GO): tRNA N1-guanine methylation; mitochondrial tRNA methylation
Cellular component (GO): mitochondrial matrix; cytoplasm
Source: RefSeq, a predicted model, not a curated record
AACCCCAAUUAUCGGUGCACGUCAGCUGUUGGCUUGUUUGUAAAUAUCACGUGGCGACACAAUCCAAACUCCCAAGACAAAUAUACUAGGACUUUUGAGUGAUCAAAAUGAACCUCUUCUCGUUGCCGAGCCCCAAAUAUAGCCUAGUCAAACUCCCUUCACGAGUUUACGGGUUGACAAAGUGGGACCCGAAUGCUUUUAAUGUCUCGCUUCAGGUUCCUUACAUCACCCUUCAACCGCAGAUGAUCAGCGCCGUGGCUAAAGUGCUGAAACGCUAUACCCUCAAACUACCCCACAUAUGUUGUAUCCGACCAGCUACAGACCCUCCCAAGAGAGAGCUCUUGCUUCAUCCGGAUUAUAUUCAAACAUUCGACGACUUUGAUGCCAACCAUCAGGAGAUGCUGAGGAAAAAUUGUCAGAUUGACUCGGUUCAAUCUUGCAAUCUGGAGCUGACUCUGAAGAAUUGGCGACCCCUGGACUUGCUCAAGGCGGUUACCGAAGAUGUUGACAAAAACAUCCCAUGUCUUUCGUCCUACUCCGUGAUUGGGCACAUCAUACACGUUAACUUGAAGCAGCAUCAUCUGCCCAAGAAAGAAAUCAUUGGACAUAUUCUACUGAAUUCAGUCUCGCCUCAAAUCCGGACCGUGAUCAACAAGAAUACUGGUAUUGAUAAUAAGUUCAGGAAUUUUCAGCACGAGAUCUUGGCCGGGGAAGAUGAUUUCAUGGUCACGGUCAAGGAGAGUGGGUGUCAGUUCCAGAUGGAUUUUUCUCAAGUGUAUUGGAAUCCUCGUCUCUCCACAGAACACGAGCGCAUCAUCGAUAAGCUUCAUAAGGGGGAUACAUUGUUUGAUUGCUUCGCGGGGGUUGGACCAUUUGCUGUGCCUACUGGGAAAAAGGGGAUCCAGGUGUGGGCCAAUGAUCUUAAUCCGGAAUCUUACAAGUGGUUGGUGAAUAAUGUGAAAUUGAACAAAGUGGCAGAGCGUGUGCAGUGUUUUAAUAUGGAUGGAAGGGACUUUAUUCGUCAAAAAUUACCCAAAGUUAUAGCAAAUAAGGGGCCGGAGGGCAAGAUUUACGUCACUAUGAACCUGCCAGCCUUGGCUAUAGAAUUUUUAGAUGCUUUUCGAGAAGCUUUUGAGUCGAUUCAAUCGAAUGAAACUAUUUAUAUUGAAGUUUAUUCUUUUUCGGAGGCAACAGAUCAAGAAAAAGAUGUCAUGUCUCGUUGCCUCGUGGCCCUUGGUUUGGAGGAUGCCCAAGAUGAACUAAAGCCUCCAAUGAAAACCUCGUUUGUACGGAAUGUAGCUCCCAAGAAGGACAUGUUUCGCAUAUCGUUUCCCUUGUCUAAAAGCUGUUUCGAAAGCACAUCGGCCAAAAGGCUAAAAACUUGCCAAGAAAGCUGAUACUCCGAUGAAAUAUAUCAUGUCCUUACUAAA